This is a messenger RNA of Arabidopsis arenosa, 1330 nucleotides long. The record is from the annotation of a GenBank genome assembly. Lineage: Eukaryota; Viridiplantae; Streptophyta; Magnoliopsida; Brassicales; Brassicaceae.
ACCAAGUAUUUGUGGACUUAUGCGUGGAGCAAAAGAUGUUGGGGAAUCAACCUGAAAUGCAACCUAUAUUGGAAGCUUUUAAAGAAAUGAAGGGUGUGAGGUUUACCAUAGACCAGCUUAUGAAUCAUUGGGAUACAAUGAUCAAGCAGUGGGAGAUUUGGUGUAGACUUGUUCAAUGCAUAUAUAUGAAAUGGGAUCCCCACACAAACACGUUUGGUGCCAGUGAUCAAGAAUGGGCCAACUAUUUAGAGAUGAAUCCUGAGGCUGGACAGUAUCGGUGUAAUCCUCCCUUGUUCCUCAAGAAACUAGAGAUCAUCUUUGCUGGUAUUAACUUAGAUGGUGAAGGUACAUCUUCAGGUAGCAAAAUGAAGCAAUUAUGUGAGCAUCGUGAUGAAGUAAAUGAUACUGGAUAUAAAUCAAAGCUAAGCGCGUCUGAUAUCGCAAUUCUUCGUCGGUUUAAGUGGCCACCAUCCUCACAUGCGAUUUUUGUGGACGUGUGUUUCCAAGAGUAUUUAAAAGGAAACAGACCAAUCAGACGUAACCAAAUUUAUACAAAGGAAGCUUGGAAAAUGAUUCUUGAAGAAAUCAAUCGGAUCACAGGACUUAGAUACACUCAUAAGCAGCUCGAAAACCACUUUGAUCUUACCAGGAAAUCUUGGAAGAACUGGUGUAAAACUAUUGCAUCUCCCAUCAUGAAGUGGGAUGCCAAUACUCGCAAGUUUGGUGCAACCGAAGAGGACUGGGAUAAAUACUUGAAGGUAAAUAAAAAAGCUGGAGUGUUCAAAAGGAGACAUAUUCCUCACGUUGAUAAACUGGCAACCAUCUUCAAAGAACUAGUAGUCUACCCAAAUGAGCCAGGCACAGGAAGUGACAAUAGAGCUGAUGAUGCUGAGCCUACUCCACUGAUUAGGUCAGACUCAGAUUCCUCUUCUUGCUGUUGGAGAACUCAAGUUUGAGGAUGUCUUGGCUGCUUAAAUGUCAAUCUGCCUAAAAUAUCCUCUUAUUCUCCCAACUUUCUGCUAAACCCUAAAUUUAUCUUUUCAAGAAAACAGUUUAGUUUAUUUUAUGUUAUGUUGUUUUUCGUUCAAGUGUAUUCAUGUUAUUUUGAAAGUUCAACUUGUCAUAUACCAUUGUAUUUAAUGAUUAUGUAGAAUACUGUUUCGGUAUAAUGAUGUCGAACUCUCUGCCCUUGGAAUGGGUAUGUAUGUUCUUAAUCUCUCUUUAUUUAUUCUUCUGUUUAUGUUCUAUUGGGAUUGUAUUUUUAUUGCAGUAUACUCUGAUUCUUGACUUCAUUACACUAAUUUUUUCAGAAUAAAUUGUUUGUUGGUGA